GUACAUAUGGUUUAGGGUGUAUAUGGUUAGGGUAUAAGAUAUUGAUGGUCUUGACGGUUCUAAGUUUUUUAUUAACAUAUGUUCACUUGAAGUCAUUUGAAGUCUUUAACGGCAGGAGAUCCAUUUUUAAUUUAUGUUUAUGGUACGUGGUUAGGGUACAAGGUAUGUGGUGUAAAGUAUAGGAUAUAUGGUUAGUGUAUAACAAUUAGCAAAUAUCACUUUUUAUCUAUGUUUUGAAAAUCAAAGUAUGAAUUUCACUUUUAAAUUAACUAUACUAGCAAAAUCACAACUCAAGGACAUAUGGUUAGGGUAUAGGUUAUGUGGUUAGUGUAUAAUGUAUUGAUGGUUUAGGGUAUACAAUCAACAACAUAUACUAACUUAAUAUUGUUGAUUGAGGGUAAAGCUAAGUGUAUAGGAUAUAUGCUAUUGAGUAAGUUAUGAUUGAAGUCACAAUAAUUUUACUAAAUUUGAUAGCUAAUCUUUAAUGGUUCAAUUUUUAGGAUAAUUCGAACAAUUUUACAAAUAACUCGUUUGGCAACAAUUUACUAAAGUUAUUUGGGCAAUUAGUUAUUUUGAAAUAACUCCUUUUAUCACUAUGAUUUUGCCAAAUACCACACGCCAAAUACCAGAUUUGCAUGGUUAUACUAAACGAGAUACUUUAAUCCAAUUACUACUAAAUUACUACUAAAUAUAAAAUAAACAAUUAAUAGUGUCUUUUGGUUGCAAAUAUUGAUAUCACCAUUACUAUUAGCUAUAAUACUUUACCAAUUAUGAUUAAUUACAUAACAAGUUUGCAAGUCAUACAAAUUGAUUUAACAUUUUGACUAGUUUUUUUUUCAAAAAAAAAAGUAUAUAUAUACGAGGUAGAAAUAAAUUGGUUAAAAAGUUGAGAAAAUAUUUUAAAUUAGUGUAAUAAAAUGUGUAAAGUGGUAAUGAGUAAUGAGUUAAGUUACUUGAUGCGCUGGCCCGAACAACCCGAAAUCCGACCCGCCUGACCCAAAACCCGAUGAACCCGUAACCCGAUUUGCCCACAACCCGAUUGAAUCCGAACCCGAUGAACCCGCAACCCGACUAACCCGCAACCCGUUUGAACCCGAACCCGAUGAACCCGCAACUCGUUUGAACCCGAACCCGAUUGAACCCAGCCCGAACCCGCCCGAUUGACACCUAUACUUGCUGGUAUGAUAUCAAUCUAAUAAGGUAUUGCAAUAUACAUUAUUAUCUCAAUGUUGUCACUAUAGUUCAACGUUUAAAGCCUUUUGUUAGUAAAUUUCAUUUUCCAUACAGUAGCCAGGGCUAUUAAGAACCAAUUCGCUCAUAAACGACUCGGCGUUCAACUCGUUCGAUACUUGACUCGUCUGUAAAUGAGCCGAGCUCGACCCAUGACGAGUUCAACUCGAUAGGCUCGCUAACAAGCUCGAAAUCCUUUAAGUGUUUGAUGUUGGCGUCUUGUUCAAACUCGAUCUUAAGCUACAAUCGAUAUUUUAUAAGUUGAACUAGAUUUUUUAUAGUUAAACUCAUUUAACGCGCCAAACUUCUAUUUUUGUAAACUAACCGAACUCGAGGUUGUCUAUAUAAUGCAAACAAACAUACACAAGAAAAGCUGAAAUUCUGGUAAAGAUGGAGUGAUAGCCGAUAGCUAGCUUAGCCUUAGCCAGCUCGUGAAAAUGAACACGAAUGGAGGGCCCACCACCAUCACUUCCCCUUUGUCCGAUGCUCUGUGACUUAUGAGCGUUAAUGGCCAUCUUCUACACUACCCAAAAGAUCAACAAACAAAAACCUACACAAAUCCAAAAACACACCCAUCAAAGCUACUCACUUUCACAGUCGCUGAAAAUGAUGCACACCAGGAGCAAGCGCCAUACCAAGAUCUCCCUCUUGUCUCUGUUCUUCCUCCUCCUCCUACCCACAACCCACACAGCCACCGCUGCCGUCACAAUCGGCGGCGGCGUCAGCGUCGGAAUCGGCAAUGCAGGUACCGGAGGCGUAUGGAUCGGCGGCGGAGUCACCUCCCCCCAAAACCCCAACCAUCCGGCCGGCUCCACCGCUUACUCUGCUCUCCAGGCAUGGAAAUCCGCAAUCUCCGCCGACCCUUCCGGCGUCCUCGCCACGUGGGUCGGCGAGAAUGUCUGCUCCUACAAAGGAAUCUUCUGCAAACAAUCCUCCUCCUCUUCCACCGUCACCGUCACCGGGAUAGAUCUCAACCGCGCAAAUCUGCAGGGAACCCUAGUCACUGAGCUUUCCCUCCUCACCGAUUUGACCCUCCUCCACCUCAAUUCCAACAGAUUCCGCGGUGCCGUCCCGGAGACAUUCCGUGACCUAAUUUCCCUCCAGGAAUUAGACCUCAGCAACAACCAAUUCUCCGGCGAGUUCCCCUCCUCCGUCCUCUACAUCCCCAACCUCGUCUACCUCGACCUCCGAUUCAACUCCUUCUCCGGCCCGAUCCCCGACGCCCUCUUCGACAAGCGCCUCGACGCCAUCUUCCUCAACAACAACCAAUUCGACGGCGAAAUCCCCGACAAUCUCGGCAAUUCCCCUGCCUCCGUCAUCAAUUUGGGCUACAACAAGUUCACGGGCCAAAUCCCCUUAAGCCUGGGUUUCAUGAACUCGAGGCUCAAAGAGAUUCUCUUCCUCAACAACCAGCUCACGGGGUGCGUCCCCGAAGGAAUCGGGCUCUUCUCCCAGAUGCAGGUUUUCGACGUCAGCUUCAAUUCGCUGAUGGGUCAUUUGCCCGACACGGUGGCGUGCUUGAACGAGAUCGAGGUUCUGAAUUUGGCACAUAAUGAGCUCUCGGGUUCGGUCCCGGAGCUGGUUUGCUCGCUAAGGAGCUUGGUGAAUUUGACGGUGGCGUACAAUUUCUUUUCUGGGUUUAGCCGGGAGUGUGCCAAACUGUUUGUGAGGAACGUGGGGUUCGAUUUCGAGUCGAAUUGUAUCCCCGGGAGGGAUAUGCAGCGGCCGCAGCCGGAGUGCUCGUUGGUGCCCGGCGGUGGGCUGAGUUGUUUGAGGAUUCCGGCGGCCCAGCCGCUGGUUUGUGGGUCGAUUUUGGGUAGGGUUGGGGCCGGCGCCGAUCGGCAGGUUCGCCCGGGACCGGGACCGUCUUCUUCGCCGUGACAUUUGGGGUAGGUUGGGUGGGUAGUUAAUUUUGGGUGGACUGUUGUUGUAAGUUGAAUCAUGAAUCAGUAUGUAUAUUAGUUGAUGGGAUCGGAUCGGUUCAUUUAUGAUUCUGAACUUCCUUCUUAUCUUGUGGGUGGCUAACCGAGCUUUCUCAGUUCUCACUGAUUUAUUGCUCUCGUCGUGUUGGUUGGGAUUCACUGAAAAUGGUUUUUGGGAAUGGUGCUUUGUUGUUUAUGUGUUGGCAAUGGAAGUAGAAAUGAUGGUUCAUGAGAGGGACUAUUUUUGUUGGCAAUGAACCAGAAAUGGUUAAGAGGGGUACAGCUUGUCGUGGGGCUUCGAUGAUUUCUGCUCAACUGAAUGUGGAUCGAAAUUAGCGGGUCCUUAGGGUUGGGAUUUUUAAUGGUAUGAAUGGAAAUGAAAGGGAAAAGAUCCAAGAGAAUCUUUUGAAAUACCAUGUUGGUAAAGAUGUGAGGAGGCACAACAUCGAAUUCGAUCGAUUUUAUGUAAUAUGUGGUUAAUCAAUUAAAUUGGUUUAUGUAACCAAAAUGUUCAAACCAAACCGCGUUGAACCAAAUUGAAUCGAACCGAUGUGAUGGUUGGAGUGAAUCAACCGGUCCAACUACCAUGGGCCGAAUCGAUGCAAUGGCUCAUUAUUUUAAAAUGAACCAAUGUGUUGGUUGGGGUGUAACCACCUAUAUAAAGAGUUGUCUCCCUUCAAACGUACCCCUUCAUUUUCUAUAAAUAGAACCAUACCCCCUCUAGUUUUGGGAAAAAAUCCCAAAGUACACUCGUUUUUAAAAAAAAUUCCCAAAAUACAUUAGUUAUAAAAAAAUUCCCAAAGUACACAUGUUUGGCAUUCACCGAUUUUGACAUACGAAAACGGUGAAAACAUCACCGUUUUAAUGAAACGCGGUGAAAGCUCCCCGUGUCGAUUGGCCACGAUGAUGCGACGCGGAUCGCUGACGUGGACAAACGCAGCGAUCCGCGUCGCUUUUCCACUCACCGUGGCCGUUGGAUAAGGUGAGGCGCGAAUCGUGGUUUUCUUCUCAGAUCUGACGCCUCACAGCACGCCACGUCGCUAUAUCUGCGUCGCUCACCAUUUUUGAGGAAGGCGGUGCAUUCACCAUCUUUGACAGCCACGGUGAACACUCCAUUUAUUUUCGCGGAUCUCUCCCAUCCCUCCCUAUAAAUAGGACCCCCCCCCCCCCCCCCCCCCCCCCUCCCUCCCUCUUCCAAAUCACACCACCACAUUUACAAUUCUUUCUCCCUCAAACUAUCCGCUCUAGUCUCGUUCUAAGUAUGCCCUGCGGUUGGGCUAAGUCCGAUCUUCCACAUCAGAAAGAAUUACUAGAGUUUGACCCUAAAGCCCCCGUCGAACCUCUGUCCGGCUUCCGCCAAAAAAUGGACGAAGAGGCUCUUCGCGUAGGUUCUUGGUUUUUCUUUUGUGUUUUUUUAAUCAAAACAAUUUGAUUUU
This is a messenger RNA of Linum trigynum, 4588 nucleotides long. The record is from the annotation of a GenBank genome assembly. NCBI's taxonomy places the organism in Eukaryota, Viridiplantae, Streptophyta, Magnoliopsida, Malpighiales, Linaceae.